Messenger RNA from Hyaena hyaena (striped hyena), 945 nucleotides. Its product is annotated as vomeronasal type-1 receptor 4-like. Gene Ontology annotation, molecular function: pheromone receptor activity. Lineage: Eukaryota; Metazoa; Chordata; Mammalia; Carnivora; Hyaenidae. Gene Ontology annotation, biological process: G protein-coupled receptor signaling pathway. The transcript has a single exon. The record is from RefSeq and is a predicted model, not a curated record. Gene Ontology annotation, cellular component: membrane.
AUGGCCAACAGGGAUCUGGCAAUCGGUCUGAUCUUCUUAAUACAGACUAUCGUUGGAAUCCUGGGAAAUUUCUCACUUCUCUGUCAUUAUAUCAUCCUUUCCUUCACUGAGUACAGGUGGAAGUCCACAGAUUUCAUUCAUAAGCACCUGACUGUAGCCAACCUCUUAGCCCUGCUCUGUAAAGGAGUCCCCCAGACCAUGGCAGCACUUGGGCAGAAACAUUUCCUCAGUGACCUGGGAUGCAAACUUCUUUUCUUUCUUCACAGAGUGGGGAGGGGGAUGUCCAUUGGUAGCAUCUGCAUCCUGAAUGUGUACCAGGCCAUCACGAUCAGUCCCGGGAACUCCAGGUGGGCAGAGCUUAAAGUUAAAGCUCCCAAGUACAUUUUCCCCUCUAUUUUCCUGUGUUGGAUUCUUCAAAUGUUGGUAAAUAUCAUUUUUCCUAUGUACUUAACUAGCACACUGAACGAUAAGAACAUCACAGUAAAAAAGAAUUUUGUAUACUGUUCUUCGGUUCGACAUGACAAAACUGGAGACUCACUGUAAGCAGUGUUGUUAUCAUUCCCUGACGUGUUAUGUUUGGGGCUCAUGCUCUGGGCCAGUGGCUCCAUGGUUCUCCUUCUGUACAGGCACAAGAAUCAGGUCCAACAUAUUAGAAGAACCAACGCUUCCUCUGGAUCCUCCCCAGAGUCCAAAGCCACAAAAACCAUCCUCCUGGUGAGCACCUUUGUCUAUUUUUACACCCUCUCCUCUAUCUUUCAAACUGCUUUGAGUAUUUUUGAUAAUCCCAGCUCACUUCUCAUGAGCAUUGCUUCAAACUUGUCUGAGUGUUUCCCAUCUGUCAGCCCCUUUCUGCUCAUGGGCCACAACUCCAAGGUACACAAGAUAUCCAAGCUCUGCUUUGCUUGGAUAAGGAAGUUAAAAUCUCCUUGUCUUAUGAAAAAUUAG